Photinus pyralis (common eastern firefly) is the source of this 1524-nucleotide messenger RNA. Its product is annotated as ribosomal L1 domain-containing protein CG13096. The record is from RefSeq and is a predicted model, not a curated record. The coding region runs from base 127 to 1461 and encodes 444 amino acids. The transcript is spliced from 2 exons. Lineage: Eukaryota; Metazoa; Arthropoda; Insecta; Coleoptera; Lampyridae.
UACAUAGAUCCAACCGACUGAACGCGGCCAAGUUGAUCUCCCAAGGCGGCAUAAAUAAUCACAGUCACAUUAAUGUUGUUCUAACCUCAAAUUUACACGCCUUCACUUCGAUAACACUAACGUAUAAUGGCUAAAACCUCUUUGCAGCCUCGAAUUGUCAAACCAAAAUUAAACACAAACAUUAAGAAGAAGAAGUUACUUCAAAGUGCUUCAAAAGCAGGAAAGAGUUUGAAGAUUUUGGUCCCCAAGCAAACGAAGGAGCCAAAAACAGAUCGGGAACCUCUAAAAAAAGUACCACCUCCCCUUAUUGCCAAGGAUGAAGAACCUCGCAAUUAUGUUAAGCUUUUCAAGUUUCCAUUCGACAAAAAGCAAAUUUUCCAAGGUGUUAUCGCUUUAUUUAAGGUACUAAAGAAGGUACAAACGAAACAGGAGCUAUUUGACGAAGCACAAGAAAUUUAUUUGCAAGUGACCUGUGUGAAAAUCCCACAAACACCAACGCGACUUCUUCGUUUUAAUUUAAAACACGGCUUACUGACCGACACUGGUGACAUUUGCCUAAUAGUAGCGGACAAGGGAGUUAAAAAAGAUCAUGAUAGUACCAUAGAAUAUUACGAGACCAUUCUAAGUAAACAUGGUAUUACGAACAUUAAGACAAUUCUACCAUUUAACCAGUUUAAGUCGGAGUAUGGAAUGCAAUACGAGUUGAAAAGGAAACUCUUGGGUUUGUACGAUCAUUUCCUGGUCGACUCGAAAGUCGGCGGUAAGGUUACGCACUUGUUGGGGUCGAUAUUUUACCAACAUAGGAAAAUGCCAACAACAGUUAAAAUGGAUCAUCCGAAUUUAAAACAGCAUUUUGAGAACGCCACAAGGACAACAAUUAUGAAGAUGCACUCGAAAGGCGAUUCUUACAAUCUUCAAGUGGGCCACACGGAAAUGACUAAGAGGCAUAUCUAUGAAAAUAUAAUGGGGGUUUUGGAAGAUUUUCGAUUGCAUUUUCCAGGUGGUUUGGAAAAUGUGAGAGGUCUUGGUGUCAAAAUGGCUAGAAGCAUUACAAUUCCGGUCUAUUUAACGCUAAAAAAUAAAAGCGCCGUACCUGUGCCACACUGGGAACGACCACGGCCCAAAAAUUAUAAAACGGCCGAAGGAGAAUUAUCUACAGAAUUGGACACCGUCGUGUACGUUACUCCUGAAGGAAAAGUUAGGGUGAAGAGAAAUAAAAUAAAGGAGCAAACAGAUGAAGUCACCAAAGAGUUAGAAAAUGCUGAACAGUAUGAGGAUGAUAUUGAAACAGAUCGAAGCGACGUGAAAAAAGAGGAGCAGGAACAAAACUCUGAUGAAGAUAAUGAUGAUUUGAUGAAAGCAGAGGAAGAGUAUUUGGUAAAUUAUGAACACGAACAAGAAGACGACACAAAAAAAAAUCAAAAGAAAAAAGCAAAGAAGGAGAAGAAAGUUAAAAAGUAAAUUUUUCAUUUGUUUGUUUUAUUUACAUUUGUUUUAAUUGAAUAAAGUACAUUUUCUAUUUUA